Molecule: messenger RNA, 3279 nt
Organism: Malassezia globosa CBS 7966
Lineage: Eukaryota; Fungi; Basidiomycota; Malasseziomycetes; Malasseziales; Malasseziaceae
Exons: 1
Coding region: 1-3279 (1092 amino acids)
Biological process (GO): carbohydrate metabolic process
Source: RefSeq, a predicted model, not a curated record
AUGAGCAGCUCCACUUUUCAUGUCGAUAGCACAUCAGUCGUGCUGAUCGGCCUGUUAGCUGUGUUGCUAUUGUAUGCCAAGUUCCAUCGACAGUACAAUCAGCCGCUUCUGCAUCCACUCAUUCUGCAGCGACAGUCAGAUGCGUCGACAGUGCGUAUGCCCAAAGAGUCACCGUCGUAUCGAAAUGUGAAUGCGCCGCUAGGACUUGAUUUGGCCAUGCGCCCACAUCGUAAUGCGCCCACAAUUGCGACGAUGCUUGCUCGCGGUGUGGAAGAAGGUACUUCUGCGUUGACCCGCCGCGUCUUGGAUGCAUCAUUGAGUAAUGAAGAAAUCCGCACGCAGGCAGCUUUGUUCUUGAGUGGCGUGCAAGUCAUGCUGCAGACAGAUAGGCCCACGAUCGUUGUGUGUGGCUUUAUCAACUCGUCGCGCUCGUUGACAGCGCUCUUGGCUUCUGCAUUGGUGGGCAGUCAAAGCAACUAUGGUGGUGGCACACAAACAUACGUAGUACCACCAGGAGAGCCCCCAUCGUCAAUGCCGUCGGACGUCAAUCUCAGCAAGACUGCCGUCGUUUGCUUGGAUGCACCGUUGCUUCCUAUGCUUACACGUGCAGGAUUGGUGAUUGCGAACGAGAACUCCGACUUGCACGGCACCAAGUGUGUCGGAUGGGACGACGUGCUGGGCCAAGCAACAGUGGAUCAGGCCCCGCCCGUCCUAGACACGACACGUCUAUCCAACGCGGAGCUGGACCGCCUGGGGACAAGUGUGUUUGCCAGUUUUUGGGAUGCACGGAAUGCAUGGGUCCAGGUGACAGAGACGUCCAUGACGUCGGGGGUCACAGCGUGGUUGAGCCAGUUCCCUGUCGAUGCGAUUCCACAGAAGGGCGACGUCAUGUUGACGGACCUCAUGUACGCACGCGCGGUGCCGGCACCCGUGUAUGUGACGCUGCUGCUCGCUGGCCUGUACACGGGAGCGGGACUUGCUAUGGAGCCGUCGGUGGACCUUGUUUCUACGAUCAAGACACUACACCCAACGCUGCUGUACGUGGGCACGUCCGGCGCUCAGUACCUGGAACAGAGUGUGUGGAUGCCGAGUGUGGGCUCGUUGCUCUGGCCCCUAAUGCGUCGGAUGAACAUGGACUUGAUUCGGAACGGCAUUUUUCCGAAAGACAAGCUCCUCGACAAACUUGUUUGCAAACGCGUGCGUGACACGCUCGGUAUGGACCAAGUGCGAGCAACCAUAGUUGCUGGCGACGGUAGUGCGGCUGAGCAGUCGCUGGUCGACUCCCUGCGCCUUUAUCUGGGCGUGCCUGUGAUGCAUUCGUACGUGCCGCAGCGGAUGGAGUGCCAUCACCAGCCUAGUCUCGUAACAGCGCCCGUGUGCACGUCGAACCUGUAUGACUUGCAGGCAUUUGCCCCACAGCUCGUGCAUGAUGACUCGGCUCGCUGCCUCCCAGCACAUGUGGGACCGCCGUCUGUGUCAUUGGAAAUCAAGCUGGUCGACGACACGCCAGCCGUUCGUGCGCACUCGAGUGUGAUCCAGCGCCUGCGUGAGGAUGGCAACCAUGAUGACCCCAUUGGAGAGGUGUACGUGCGUGGAUAUACUGUCUCGCAGACAGGACACGACGAUACGACCAUCUCACCGUGGCAUGCGACAGGCGACGUUGCACUCGUGCGCACAAACGGUACCUUUGUCGUGAUAGCGCCGCAUGGUGCCAAAGAAGCAGGUGUGAUGCCAAAUACCAUGACAAGUACAGAAGCAAGCAAUUUGCUGGCUCAGCGCUUCAGGGACAACGCGAGCAGCGGCAUGCCACCUAGGCGCACGUCAGGAGCACGAAUCGCCUCAAGCGCACCCGCCAUGUUGGCCAUGCUGCUCUUCCUCGUUGGCUGCGUUGAUGCGCGCCAUAUGAUGAUCAUGGCGCCGUUGCACCAUGAGCCACGCAUGCAUAUGCUAAGCCGCCGAGCGAAGGAUGACACAGAUCCCAAAACAAAUACGACGAUGGUAAAUUUGGCAUUCCAGGGUAUUAUGGCCAUGCAACGUGCGUCAUGGGAACACGGAGUUUUGCAAUCUGCCAUGAUUGAAUACUCGUAUCCGCAAUGGUCUAUGUUCAAGCGUUCGGACCAUGGCGAUCUGUUUCCACCAGCCAAGUCAGUGCCGUCCGAUCAGGUGCCGAACGACCUCAUUAAGCUGGCGCAGUCGAGUGUGGAUGGCCAGGACCGGCAAGGUCGCCUGGCUACCGUGAUUACCGGUGACGAAGAUAUGGGUCAGGGUGCGUCGAUGGACUCGGCCAGCUGCGGAGAAGGUGUCCUGCUGGCAGCGUGGGUGUAUGAAGGGUUUCCGAAUCAAGCGCCAGAUCCACAUGGGUACUACGGACCGGCUGCUGCGAAGCAGCUGCGGUACCUGCUGAAAAACGUGUCGCGCACACCGACAGGCGCCAUCAGCCAGCGAGCCUCACCGAAGCAGGUCCAAUUGUGGUCUGAUUCCGCCUACAUGGGCCCACCGUUCCUUGCCUAUUACGGCUGGGUCACGCAGAAUCAAUCACUCGUCCAGAUGGCAUUCGACGAGCUGAAGCUGCAACGAUCGGCUCUGCACCGACCACAGGACCCAGGGAGGCAUCUGUGGCGCCACAUCAUCGAAUUUCCAAACCACACAAAGGCGACACGUGCAAUCGAUGCACGUGUAUGGCUCACAGGGAAUGGUUGGGCCGCUGCAGGGAUGCUGCGAGUUGCUGCGAUCAUCUCACACAGCCCCUGGGCCGACAAGAUGCAGGCGCAGCACGACCAACUGGUGCAGUGGGCCGACGACAUCAUUACAGCCGCGUACCAAUUCGUUGAUCCGGGAACGGGCCUCUUGCUAAAUGCGAUUGAUGAUCCCAGCACGUUCCUCGAUGGAUCAGGCUCCGCACUGCUCUCGUACGCAGUGUUUCGGCUUGCUAGCAUGGACCAGGGUCGAAAGAAGCAUGUCGAUAUGGCGGAAAAGGCAUAUCAAACUCUGUCCAAGUCGCUCAACAGCCUCAGUCAAUUUACGAAUGGGAUUCAGACUGUGAAUGAGAUGCAAUCAAACGAAGCUGGCGCCACAUCAACGGAGAGUCUAGCGUUUCUGAUUUUGAUGGCUGCCGCCCGUCGCGACUAUCACGCCAACAAUGUGACAGGCUCAACCGGUCCCUUGAAUGUUUCGGACAAAUCAUCAAGCGCAUGGCCGUCUCAUGACUUGCCAAGUAUAUCAUGGUUCUCGGCCGCCAUCCUAACGCUGAUUGGCUUAGUCAAUGCACUGAGUAUCUAG